AUGGCCACUGCUGGAAAGAAUGUCGCUCCUCCAGUAGCAUCCGCUCCUCAGCCCCAGAAGCGUUGGUCCCGUCUGCGUGCCCUGAAGCGCGUUGUUCAGCUCGGAGCAGUCGGAGCCGUUGGAUAUGGUGCCUAUGACAUCUACAACAAGCGUCACCCUGCUGAGCAAAAACCCUUUGAUCCAACAAAGCGCACUAUUGUUCUUUUGGGAAGCGGUUGGGGUGCCAUUUCUUUCUUGAAGAGUCUGAACACGGACGACUACAAUGUGAUCGUCGUGUCGCCCCGCAACUAUUUCUUGUUCACGCCCUUGUUGCCCAGCUGCACUGUCGGAACGAUCGAACUUCGCUCGAUCAUGGAACCUCUUCGUUUUAUCACGCGUCACAAGAGCCGCAAUGUCAAGUUCUAUGAGAGUGAAUGUACCGAUAUUGAUCCCGAGAGCAAGACCAUCAGCAUCGCAGAUGUGUCAGAUAUCAAGGGGGCUGUAUCCAACACUACGAUCCCUUAUGACUACCUUGUGGUGGCCGUUGGUGCCGAUAACCAGACAUUCGGCAUGGCUGGUGUCAGGGAAUACGCCUGCUUCUUGAAGGAGGUCUGGGAUGCCCAAAAGAUUCGCACCCGUCUCAUGGACUGUGUCGAGUCUGCAGGAUUCGCUUCGCAGACGCCCGAGGAGGUCGAGCGCUUGCUGCACAUGGUUGUCGUUGGAGGAGGACCCACUGGUGUGGAGUACGCUGCAGAGUUGCACGAUUUCUUGAAGGAUGACCUCGAGGUCUGGUACCCCGAAUUGGCAGACAAGCUCAAGAUCACUCUGGUGGAGGCUCUGCCUAACGUCCUGCCCAUGUUCUCGUCUCAGCUGAUCCAGUACACCGAGAGUACAUUCAAGCAGAACAAGAUCGAGGUCCUGACAAAGACUAUGGUCAAGGAGGUCGCCGACAAGGAGAUUAAGGUCAUGGACGCCAACAAGAACAUGGUCUCGAUUCCAUACGGCCUGCUUGUUUGGGCCACUGGAAACUGCCCACGCCCAUUGGCCCGUAAGUUGAUGGCGCGUCUCAAGGAGGGCGGUCAGAACUCGCCCCGCGGAUUGCUCAUUGACGAGUACAUGCGCGUUAAGGGAGCUCAGGACAUGUACGCUAUUGGUGACUGCGCCUUCACCAAGUAUGCACCCACAGCCCAGGUCGCUACUCAGCAGGGCAAGUACUUGUCGAGGGUCUUUGAUGGUCUGGCUAGGAUAGAGGAGGGCCAAAACAAGAAGAUCCAUCCCUUUGAGUACACCCAUCAGGGAUCGCUUGCGUACAUUGGAUCGGACAGGGCCGUUGCCGACUUGCCCUUCCUGAACGGAAAUGUGUCUGUCGGAGGCGUUGCGACCUAUGUCUUCUGGCGCUCUGUCUACAUCUCCCACAUGUUCAGCUUCAGGAACAGGUUUUUGGUCAUUGGAGACUGGAUGAAAUCCAAGGUCUUUGGUCGCGAUGUCUCUCGCGAGUAA
Molecule: messenger RNA, 1479 nt
Organism: Gamsiella multidivaricata
Lineage: Eukaryota; Fungi; Mortierellomycota; Mortierellomycetes; Mortierellales; Mortierellaceae
Product: pyridine nucleotide-disulfide oxidoreductase-domain-containing protein
Exons: 4
Coding region: 1-1479 (492 amino acids)
Molecular function (GO): NADH dehydrogenase activity
Source: RefSeq, a predicted model, not a curated record